AUGGCUGUCGGUGCAGCUUCAGCUGUUGUCGCCGCCCCUGCCAAGGUCGAAAAGCGUGCUGCUCCAGGUCAAGCUGAUAUCGAUACCGUCAUUCUCAACUACGCCUUGACAUUGGAACAUCUCGAAAACGCAUUCUACAGAGAUGCUUUGCCAUCCGCUCAAGCAUUCAAGGAUGCCGGUUACCACCCAUGGAUACGUGAACGUUUUGUUGAGAUUGGUGGACAUGAAGCCAGUCACGUUGCAUAUUUGACAAAAGCUUUGGGUGACAAAGCAACAAAAGAAUGCAAGUACAACUUUGGCGUUACAGGACCAAAAUCUUUCAUUGCCACUUCUCAAUUGUUGGAAGGUGUUGGUGUUAGUGCUUACUUGGGUGCAGCUGCCAACAUUACCAACCCAGCUUACCUCACAGCUGCAGGAUCUAUCCUCACAACCGAAGCACGUCACUCUUCUUGGGUUCAAUCAUCCGCUGCUCUCUCUGACCCAGCAGGAUCUCCUUAUGAUACACCAACUGACUUUAACCAAACAUACUCUUUGGCCGCUCCAUUGAUCGUUUCUUGCCCAAGCUCAAACCCUGCUUUACCAGUCAAGGCUUUCCCCGCAGCAUCAUUUGCCAAAAACCCAACCAAGCUCGGUCAAACUGUCACGGUCAAGAGUGACAAAUUACAACAAGGUCAAAAGCUCGGUUUCAUUGGCGGUGCAGGUGCAAUGUCAUUCGCUGAUAUUAACAACGGUAAAGUUACUUUGCCAAAAGAAGUUACUUGGGGACGUACUUACGCUUUGAUCGUUCCAAGUGACGCAAAGACAAUCACUGAUGAAAACACAGUCGCUGGACCAAUCGCUUUCGACAUCUUGCCAGGACCAAAAGAAGCAGCUGAUUUCUACUCCAAAUCCAACUAA
Molecule: messenger RNA, 897 nt
Organism: Meira miltonrushii
Lineage: Eukaryota; Fungi; Basidiomycota; Exobasidiomycetes; Exobasidiales; Brachybasidiaceae
Exons: 1
Coding region: 1-897 (298 amino acids)
Source: RefSeq, a predicted model, not a curated record